GGAUUUUUGCUGAUUAAGGGGAAUGCAGUCUUUGGGUAAAAGAUACAGAAACACACAAAUAAGAGAUCCUGUGUUCAGGGCGGCCAUGAGCAAGGGCUGAGAAAGGGCAGAAGAAGUGGAGGAGGUAUUUGGAGAGAGAACCGUGCCAUGUAUUUGCGUGUUUAUUUGUUUGUUGAUUUAGAGAGAGAACAGUGCCACGUAUUUGCUUGUUUGUUUUGUUAUUUAUCAUUUGCAGUUCUUUCUUUCAAGCAGAGCACACCGGACUUCACAUUUCCCUUUCUUUUUUGCAUUCAACAAGCCCCCUGUUCAUGGCUGCCUGGGAGAUUCUGGCAACUGUAGAUCAAAAAGUUCUUGCCUGGGAAACCUUUGGAAGCUUGAGAUAAGGCGAGUGUGUCUUCUAACCCAAAAUAUCACACGGGAAACAUCUCCGUUCAGUAAACAUGCCUGUGGAUCUGGCCAGAGAUUGGCUGAAGAUACUUCUGUGGGCUCCGCUUCUCUGUGCUCAGUUUUUGGAAUCCGGAGCCGAUACUGACUUGAGAAAGACAGCGCUCCAGCUAAUGCAAGAAGCCCCAUUGAUUGAUGGCCACAAUGAUCUGCCGCUGAAGUUGAGAUGGUUGUAUCAAAACAAACUGAGCCAAGCGAACUUGAGGACACUCAACACCACGGGCACAAACAUUCAGAAGCUCCGAGCUGGCCACGUUGGUGCUCAGUUUUGGUCUGUGUACGUUCUCUGCGGAGCACAAAACAAAGAUGCCGUCCGCCUGACGUUGGAACAAAUCGACCUUGUCAAGAGGAUGUGCGAAGCCUACAAAGAAUUUGAACUGGUGACAUCUUCACAGGGCAUUGAGAACACGGACGGCAAGAAGACGGCCUCUCUGAUCGGGAUCGAAGGCGGGCACUCCAUCGACAGCAGCCUCGCAACUCUGAGGAUGUUUUAUGAGCUGGGGGUUCGGUACAUGACAUUGACCCACAACUGCAACACACCCUGGAACAUUGGCUUGAGAGUGCUGAGAGGUUUAGGCUGCUGGACGAGGACCCGUGGGCCAGAGGUGGUGAAAGAGAUGAAUCGUCUCGGGAUGAUGGUAGACCUCUCCCACACCUCCGAUGCCACAGCACGGGCCGCUCUAGAGGUCUCCAAAGCGCCAGUCAUUUUCAGCCACUCUUCCGCCUUCUCCGUCUGCAGCCAUUCCAGGAACGUUCCGGAUGAUAUCCUGCUAGCCCUGAAAAAGAACAGAGGGAUUAUAAUGGUGACGUUCCCGACCAAGUUCCUUGCCUGCCAUAACCGAAUUGUUAAUAUUUCAACUGUUGCAGAUCACUUUGACCACAUCAAGAAAAUUGCAGGUUCUGAUUCAAUAGGAAUUGGUGGUGACUACGAUGGAGAAGACAGUUUCCCUGUGGGACUGGAGGAUGUUUCUAAAUAUCCAGCCAUGAUUGAAGAACUGCUGAGGAGAGGAUGGAGCAAGACAGAACUGCGUGGUGUUUUGAGGGGAAACUUCCUACGCGUUUUCCGGGAAGUAGAAAAUGUGCGGGAUCGCAAUGUGUCCGUGAGAGCAAAUGAAGAAGAAAUACCUCCUGAACAAAUCAGGCACGAGUGCCGAUUAGAACUCAAGCCCCCACUUUCACCGGCGGCCAGUACCCAUAGGCUGAAACUGAGCAGCUUAACACUCAGUGUUGCCUUGUGUGCUGCACUACACUGAGCUCAUAUUGGUGAAAAGUUUCACCUGCCACUUCUUUCUCCUGAUCAGUCGCAAAGGAUUGUGGGACUUACUGGGAUUCACAUCCAAGUCUCCAUUUUAAAAGCCCCUUCUCUGAAAAUGGUUCUUCUUUGGAAAGUCUUUGAAAUCCUUCAACAAUAUGUCAACGAUCUAUUUCCCUAUUGAGACAUCUCUUCUGGAACUAAUUUAUUUGUUGUAUAUAGAAAACCAACAGGAAGCCCUUGUCUGGGAGGCUGUGACUGCAGAACAGUACCAGACAGAAAGUCACUGGACUUACUAACUGCCCUAUCCUAAAUAAGGGGAACAUUGUAUGGAUAGAGGGGGAAAGUCUGUCAACGUGAGUGCUGAAUAAGGUUGUCAAGGUUUGAAAUUUUGUGUCUAUAGUGUGUUAAAAUAAUAGUUAAGGGAGUGCAGAAAAACAUUCCCUGAAAAUGAAAGUACAUUUAAAAGUGCAGCUUGGAAAUAGUUUACUAUAGUCACUGUGAAAC
Molecule: messenger RNA, 2203 nt
Organism: Pogona vitticeps (central bearded dragon)
Lineage: Eukaryota; Metazoa; Chordata; Lepidosauria; Squamata; Agamidae
Source: RefSeq, a predicted model, not a curated record